Messenger RNA from Otolemur garnettii (small-eared galago), 3289 nucleotides. It is a transcript of the gene SEPHS1, whose product is annotated as selenophosphate synthetase 1. Gene Ontology annotation, biological process: L-selenocysteine biosynthetic process. The record is from RefSeq and is a predicted model, not a curated record. The coding region runs from base 379 to 1557 and encodes 392 amino acids. Gene Ontology annotation, cellular component: cytoplasm. Lineage: Eukaryota; Metazoa; Chordata; Mammalia; Primates; Galagidae. Gene Ontology annotation, molecular function: selenide, water dikinase activity; ATP binding. The transcript is spliced from 9 exons.
CGGGCCGCAAGCAGCCACCGAGCCGCCCCAGCCGCGGCCCGCCGCCUCUUAAAGGGAGGUGGCCGGCCUUAAAGGACCCUCGACUCCCAGCUGGCGGGAGCGCUGCCGCCCGGUUGGCGCAGGGCCGCGCCGAGCCAGGCGGGCCCCUGCGGCGCCCCGGCGCAGGCCCGGGCCCCGCCGCCGCCGCCGCCGGAGCCGCAUUUUUAUUCAGGCGACGCUUAAGGGAGCCCGGCCGCGCCCGGUGCAUUGUGGGAGCGGCCCGCGGCCCGCUCUCGGGAGGAGGCGGAGGGCGCAAAGCGAGCCGGUGGAUCUGUCAAGAACUCAGCCAGCCGGGAGCGGGAGGGGAGGGGCUGAGCGUGAGGAGUGGGCCCAAGAACCAUGUCUACUCGGGAGUCCUUUAACCCGGAGAGUUACGAGUUGGACAAGAGCUUCCGGCUAACCAGAUUUACCGAGCUGAAGGGCACAGGCUGCAAGGUGCCCCAGGAUGUCCUGCAGAAAUUGCUGGAACCUUUGCAAGAGAACCACUUCCAAGAAGAUGAGCAGUUUCUGGGAGCUGUUAUGCCAAGGCUUGGCAUUGGAAUGGAUACUUGCGUCAUUCCCCUGAGGCACGGAGGUCUUUCCUUGGUGCAAACCACAGAUUACAUUUAUCCUAUUGUAGACGACCCCUACAUGAUGGGCAGAAUAGCAUGUGCCAACGUCCUCAGUGACCUCUACGCAAUGGGGGUCACAGAAUGUGACAAUAUGCUGAUGCUCCUUGGAGUCAGUAAUAAAAUGACUGACAGGGAAAGGGAUAAAGUGAUGCCCCUGAUUAUACAGGGUUUUAAAGAUGCAGCAGAGGAAGCAGGAACAUCUGUAACAGGUGGCCAAACAGUAUUGAACCCCUGGAUUGUCUUGGGAGGAGUCUCAACAACUGUCUGCCAGCCAAAUGAAUUUAUCAUGCCAGAUAAUGCAGUGCCCGGGGACGUGCUGGUGCUGACGAAACCCCUGGGGACACAGGUCGCCGUGGCCGUGCACCAGUGGCUGGAUAUUCCAGAAAAAUGGAAUAAAAUUAAACUAGUGGUCACCCAAGAAGAUGUCGAGUUGGCAUACCAAGAAGCCAUGAUGAACAUGGCCAGACUCAACAGGACAGCUGCAGGACUCAUGCACACGUUCAAUGCCCACGCAGCCACCGACAUCACAGGCUUUGGGAUUUUGGGCCACGCACAGAACCUGGCCAAGCAGCAGAGGAAUGAGGUGUCCUUUGUGAUUCACAAUCUUCCCGUGCUGGCCAAGAUGGCUGCGGUGAGCAAGGCCUGUGGAAACAUGUUUGGCCUCAUGCACGGGACCUGCCCGGAGACAUCAGGAGGCCUUCUGAUUUGUUUACCACGAGAGCAAGCAGCUCGGUUCUGUGCAGAGAUAAAGUCCCCUAAAUACGGUGAAGGUCACCAAGCAUGGAUUAUUGGGAUUGUAGAGAAGGGCAACCGCACAGCCAGGAUCAUAGACAAACCCCGGAUCAUCGAAGUCGCACCACAAGUGGCCACUCAAAAUGUGAAUCCCACACCCGGGGCCACCUCUUAAUCUAGACAGAAACAGCCGUUUGGUUUUGUUUUUAAAUAGAUCUAUUUCCUUUAUCAUCACUUCAAUUAAAGACUCUAAACGACAAAAAAUCUCAUUGUGUCUCCACAUCUGGUGACCUUAGGUCGAUUUGUGAGUGGAUACAAUUAAUAAAAUAAAAUCCAUUGCCUUUUUUCCUGUUACAUUAACUGAAGAUGCACCUAAUCUUGAGGCAGCUUCUGAGUUGAGAAUUAUAUUGUUAUCCAAUACUGUUGAUUCAUUUUGAAUCUUUAGACACUUAUCUCUUGCCGCAUAGGCUCUUUUUAAAGGUGCUUUCACCUAGCACAGACAUUACCAAUAGUAGUGUCAAAUAGUGGUCAUGUCUUUUCAUUUUAUGUGUAUUUAUCAUAUAAGUCUGAUCUUUUUUUUUUAAGUGUCUUGAAUGGUAUUCUGGAAAGACAGCACUGGUAAGUGGCAGGACGGUCUCCCAGUAAUAGGAGGGUUGCAUGAUUCCUUUGAGUCUUUGAUUUGUAAAGCCUAGUCUUAUCAUUCAAGGGCAGCAUCUUGGACCCAGGACAUUCUCCAGUAGUGCAUUCAGUCCCACAGGCAAGUGCUUCACACUGCAUGGAAAGCACUUUGAAGACUAAAAAGAAAUCUUACUUUUUUUUUUUUUUUGUAGUCUUCCUGAUAUUUACAGUAAUACCAUUAACUGUUUUCUUUGAUAGCAAAAAAAGGAUACUUUUUGCAAUGUAAUUAGAUGUUCUAUAGCGCAGCAAGGAAUUGCCUUCCGAAAGGGGGCUCAUGUAUAAUACUCACUUACAAUUCAGUAUAUCAUUAACUACACAAAGAAUUUUUAAAUAUAAUCAAUAAUAAAGACUGUUCUGUGGAUGGUAGUGUUAAAUACAUUUUAUAUUUUGUAUAGUGAUUUCAGGCCUUUUGUUCUCUCAAAAUCAGUGGCUCUUUAGCCUGAUUCUUAGCAUUAUUUUGUCUUUUGCGCCAGUUACUUUUUCCGUGCACGCUUUUUGUGAUCUGUGUUAAAAAUCUGCAUCGCCAACAUUGCAGCUUGAACUUAAACUUGUUAUUCAAAUAAAUAUUUAAUUUUUUUAAUUGCUCUUGUAUAAUCAGAUGCCCCUUUUUAGUAUUAUUUUAGAAGCACUGGGAGGAUUUUGCCUAAAGUACAACUUACUGGGGGGAAACUAGAUUUUAGUUUUAUAAAACGUUCAAGUCUUUCAUGGGACCUAUAUUUUCUUGAAUUAAAUUUUGUAGUUCUAGAAUGAAUAGGCAAUCUAAAAAGGUGUCACCUGUGUUACUUAAAACCAGAGGCUUUCUUAUAUUUUAACCUAUUAAACAGUUAGGGGGGGAUUCCUGUCAUUAAGCACAAGGGCACUAAAUCCUCAAGUGUCUGUCUUCAUAAAAGAAAACCCACCACGUCCUUCAAGUUUCUGAAUGCUUCCUGCUUACAGGCACCAAAGCCGUACGUGUAAACCGAUCCACUUCUUGCCAAAGGAAACCACCACUGGGAAGAUGACGCUCCCGGGAAGAGGCUUUAGCGUGGAUCCGCCCUCCUCUCUCAGGACCCAACGGGCAGCCUUUAUGCAUGUGCAGCUGGACCUCGAGCCAUCAGUGCGGAGUGCAGUACAGGAGAGGCUGCUGUGGAACUGAAAUUAACUGGACAUUUGAUAGGAAUUUAUACGGAUGUUGGUUCUCAAAUGCUACAAACCAGUGGUCUGCAAAAUAAAAUGUGUUGGAAACCUCU